GUACUGCCAUCUAGCGUAUGAUGACAGUGGAAAAUGGAAGUUGAUGGAACAUUUCUCUGUGCUGAUUCAUCGCGUUCUUCUUCGAUUGCUUCAACAUUCAUCGCCAUUGCAUCUCGGCCAUACAGAUGCAAGCCGAUGUCAAACUGAAGGGAGGAAUAUGAUGAAAGAAACAAGUUGCAUUGGUCCACGGUUUAUGUUUCCAUGACAAAUAUACGCCAUCAACAUGCGACAAACGUGCGCGGCGGAUAUAAAAGUGUCUUGUUACAGUCGUAUACAUUUUCCCUGAAAGUUGAUAUGAUGUUCUGUAAACGAGAACGUUGCACAAAGUCGUAGAAGACCGCUAUUAUUUCCAGUGAUGACACAAUCAGUUGUUGUACAGGUUGGGCAGUGUGGUAACCAGGUGGGCUGCAGGUUUUGGGAUCUUGCUUUGCGGGAACAUUCCCAUGUCAAUAAAAAAGGAAUCUACGAUGAGGCGCUGAGCAGCUUCUUUCGGAAUGUUGACUCAAGGAGAAGCGUCGGGGGAUCUUGUGACAUCACUGGUGGGAGGAUCCAAUCCCUGAAGGCCAGGGCGGUGCUGGUGGACAUGGAGGAGGGUGUGGUGAAUGAGAUCCUACAGGGCCCGCUGAGAGAAUUGUUUGAUACCACUCAGCUCAUCACUGAUGUGUCUGGCUCAGGCAACAACUGGGCAGUGGGCCACUGGACGUAUGGCUCAGCCUACAGGGAACAGAUUGUGGACCAGCUGAGGAGGGCAGCAGAGCAUUGUGACUGCCUGCAGUGCUUCUUUCUCAUUCACUCCAUGGGUGGAGGAACUGGAUCAGGCCUGGGCACCUGUGUGUUGAAACUUCUGGAGGAGGAGUUCCCCGAGGUAUGUCGUAUCGUCACCUCAGUCUACCCCUCAGCAGAGGACGAUGUCGUCACUUCCCCCUACAACAGUGUCUUGGCCAUGCGGGAGCUCACCGAGCAUGCCGACUGUGUCCUCCCUGUGGAGAAUCAGUCACUGGUAGACAUAGUGAACAAGAUCAAGCACAUGUCCCACAGUGGGAAGCCAGGUUCUGUGAUCAAGAAGGACAGUGCCAUCAUCUCAGGCCAGGGAGGGGUCAGUGGAGCCGAGAAGCCUUUUGAUGCCAUGAACAACAUCAUAGCCAACCUGCUGCUCAAUAUCACCAGUUCAGCUCGUUUUGAGGGAUCACUCAACAUGGACCUGAAUGAGAUAGCCAUGAACCUGGUGCCCUUCCCUCGACUGCACUACCUGGUGCCCAGCCUCACCCCUCUUUACACCCUGGCUGAUGUCAACAUCCCCACCCGAAGGCUUGAUCAGAUGUUCACUGAUGCCUUCAGUAAAGACCACCAGCUGAUCCGGGCUGACCCCAAACACAGCCUGUACCUGGCCUGUGCCCUCAUGGUCCGUGGCAACGUGCAAGUGUCUGAUCUCCGCAGGAACAUAGAGAGACUGAAGCCCAUGCUGCCUUUUGUGUCGUGGAAUCAGGAGGGAUGGAAGACAGGCCUGUGUUCUGUGCCCCCUGUGGGUCACUCCCACUCACUACUAGCCCUGGCCAACAACACCUGUGUCAAAUCCACCUUCAUGGAGCUCCGAGACCGCUUCACCAAGCUCUACAGGAAGAAGGCUCACAUGCAUCACUACCUGCAUGUGGACGGGAUGGAGCAGGGCUGCUUCACGGAGGCGAUCUCCUCCCUCUCUUCUCUGAUAGAAGAGUACAGUCAGCUGGAUGCCACCAAGGACAGACUUAUGCCUGACGCUGCCAGGCUCAACAUCGCCACAUGAAGGUCCUCUGUGUGUUCGCACUAGCAGACUACACAUAGUGGAGUGUAGUGUGUGUGCAAAGCACUUUUGUGUUUUAUUAGCAGAAAAUAGUACUGUAAUUUGAUAACUUGGUUGAUUUAUUUUUAUAAGUUACAAAGCAUUUCUUACCUGUCUAAAUGAUAUUCCUUAUUAAUUGUAAUUUAUUUUUAAUGGAUAACUGAGUUAUGAAUAUGUAUGCCUUGAAAAGGGUCAACAACACAGGGGAAAAUACAACAAAAAAAUAACAAUUAAUUUGAUUCUGAAUCUAAAUUUCUAGUGAAUCAGAGGACAUGAGAUUGUAUGAGGUAUUGUGGUGCAAACUAUGUUGAGAAUUAACUGGUAGGAAGAUGUAUUGUGAUCCAGCUGGUACACAGAGAUGAAUUAAGAUCGAGCAAACAUGUUAGCUCUAUCUAUCCUUGUUGCCACUAAUGGCCUCACUCACAGCCUUAUUGUUUAAUGAGGUACUGUAAAAACCAUAUAAUUGAGGUCUAACCCCACAUUGUCAUCACGUACAUUACAUUUCCUUUUAUGUUAAUUGUCAAGCAAUAUACUAAUAUACAAGUU
Molecule: messenger RNA, 2365 nt
Organism: Oncorhynchus kisutch (coho salmon)
Lineage: Eukaryota; Metazoa; Chordata; Actinopteri; Salmoniformes; Salmonidae
Gene: tube1
Product: tubulin, epsilon 1
Exons: 12
Coding region: 356-1783 (475 amino acids)
Biological process (GO): microtubule-based process
Cellular component (GO): microtubule
Molecular function (GO): GTP binding
Source: RefSeq, a predicted model, not a curated record